ACUUGCCACCUGGGUACACAUACCCUGCCAUCGUCAUAGGCUACCGGGGCGGCCCCUCCCCUCAUGAAGGCCCAUUGGCCGAGCCUGCCGACCUGGAGGCGGUACAGGUGGAGCCCCUGGAUCCGGCCCCACCUCCUGCAUCCACGUUGGCAGAGGAGGUUGAGCGUGCCACAGCAGCUGGGGUGGACCUGGAGCAACAGGAGGCAGAGGCAGAGCAGCCUGGGGAAGUGGAGGUCAGUGUCAUGCCUCAGCCAGAACCAGAUGAGCUGUUCAGAGGCUGCCGUUUGGCAGAGGGGCCGGUCCAUGAGGAGCUUACUGCUUUAGACAAGGCCCAGAGCGUCACCCCCUACCAAGAAGGGGAGGUUAUGCAAGUGGACCCAAGUGAGGAUGCAGCAACCCAGGAAGGAGUAGAGGAAGGAUGGCAAGUGGUCACCUAUGGCCAUGUGGACCCCGACCAUUGUGCAGAAGGAUGCAUGCUUGGGGAGUCCAGGGCGGUGUCCCCUGACUUGGGCUGCGUUCCUGCCUGCACCCCCCCCUCCCCUGUGAUGGGGUCCCCCCAAGCCUCCUUCCUCAGCUGCUGGAGCCUGGAGCUGCUAAUUGCCGCUGCCUUCUGUGCUGGUGGGGACACGCCUCCUCCUGCCCCUGUGGCCCUGCCCUGCCCACGCAGCCGCGGCAUGGAGCUACUGAGUGAGCUGGCGGAACUGGAGUCAUGGCAGUGGGACCGGGACAGUCAUGAGGAGUAUCCAUCAACCCCCGGCCUCCAUAAUCUCGCCACCUUGGCUACCGCCCGUGCCCUGGAGGUGGUGCCCCAGGGGGAUGUGGAAGCCGGAGCAGAGCCCUCUGCCCGCAGGACCCUCAAUCUGCGCAGAAAGUGCACCUGGACCCCUCGACACGAGCCGGUCUGCCCAGUGAAGGGUGCCAUGGAGACCAUGGGGGCGCAGGAACUGGCCAUGCGUGUGCGAUUGGCAGAACUGCAACGGCGCUAUAAGGAGAAGCAGAGGGAGCUGGUGAAGCUGCAGAGGAAGCAGGAACAGAACAUUGAGGAGAUUCCUCGCAGCCCUGCCCGUCGAGGACCUGGACGGCCACGAAAACGCAAGUCCACCCUUGGUACAGGCCAUCAGGCUCUGACAGAGGCCCCGCGCAACAUCAGGUCUCUGGGGGCGGGGCUCAGUCUGCAGCCUGAGAUCCUGAUUGGCUGUGGAGAGGUGCACCUCAAAAAGAAGAAGCUGUCCAACCAGAGUUUUGAGCGUCUCGGUGCCACACAGAUUAAGGCACGAUGCUGCAAGCCCGGGGUGCGGGCAGCGACGUUUAGCUCCAAGCUGGUCCACGGCGUGUCCCAGCAGAAGCAGAAGACCAAAGCAUCGCGGGGGGGCUCUCUAGCCUUGGGCCGCAGGCUCGCCCCGGGAGGCCACCCAUUACUUAGCACUGCCAGGUCUAGCAAUGACUCAGAUGAACACAGUGACACAGGUGAGCAACAGCGUCCAGCAUCUUAA
Molecule: messenger RNA, 1493 nt
Organism: Paramormyrops kingsleyae
Lineage: Eukaryota; Metazoa; Chordata; Actinopteri; Osteoglossiformes; Mormyridae
Source: RefSeq, a predicted model, not a curated record